Messenger RNA from Musa acuminata subsp. malaccensis (wild Malaysian banana), 1873 nucleotides. The record is from RefSeq and is a predicted model, not a curated record. Lineage: Eukaryota; Viridiplantae; Streptophyta; Magnoliopsida; Zingiberales; Musaceae.
AUCAUAACCGUCCGCGUGGAACGUUGCGGUUCCACCUUCGCCUGAUGCCCCCGAGCCCGCGCAACAGGGUGCAUUCAGAUUCGUGCACCUUUCAGGUGUCGACGUCGUCCGAUUCGUCGAGAACCUCGUGAUUCGUGCCCAUCCGUUGUCGUGUUGAACUCAUUGUAUGAUUAGAGAGUAAGAUUACUCGUGUAAUGCAAAAGCAACAGAGACAAAGUCGAACCUUUUGUCACACACAGCGAAAGAAGAAGGAAGACGAUGUCAUGUGGUGCUCUGCGUUACCUUUAGAUACUGAGACCUGCCCGCAAUGCUAAUUUGUACCAGCAAUAUGCUAAUCUUCGGUUUGUUCUUGAUAUUGCAUUCAGAGGCAGUGUCCUCAGUCUGGAUGGUCCUUGUUGCAGCAGUGAGGUGCGUUCGGAUUGGUGUUUGCGGAAAGAGAGUCUCUUUUCUACUCUCCACUGCCUUGUCCCAGUGAGCUCCUCCAUGGCUCCAUCCCAUCUCUGUUCCUUCUUCCUGUUCUGGAAUGGAUCUUUAGCACCAUCAUCAGUUGGGCUUUGAGUUCCCCCCCUCUCUCUCUCUCUCUCUGAAAUGAUACCUAACUUUUUGCUUCUUAUGGAUAUUGCAAGAUUUUCCAGUCUAUGAGGCUGAUUUGAUCUGUGGCAUGAUGGUUGUGGAAUCACAAGUGUUACAGAGAUCUGGUAGCCAAAUUUCUGGUGAACAUGGGUUGGUUCAGAGUGGGGUUUAGGGUGAUUUCUGGGCUUUGCUUGGUGGUCUGUGUGGGUGGGAUUGGUGCUAAAUGGGGGACGCAGGCGAGCCACCCUCUACCACCACAGACAGUGGUUCAAAUGCUCAAUUACAAUCGGUUUCAGAAGGUGAAGCUGUUUGAUGCUGGCGAGGGGACUGAGUGCACUGAGAAAGAGUGGGUUGGAGGUGAUGGUUGGCAUCCCUAAUGGCAUGCUUGCAAUGCUGGCCACCAGCAUGAAAGCAGCACAGAACUGGGUAUCCAGGAAUGUCUCUGAAUACAUCUAUGGUAGAGUGCACAUCAGUUGGAAAUGAACCUUUCUCGGAAACAGACAAUGGGAGCUUUCUGCAAACUACAUUCCCAGCCCUCCAAAACAUUCAAGGAGCUCUCAUCAAGGCUGGUCUGAGUAGCCAGGUCAAAGUCACUAUCCCUCUCAAUGCUGAUGUUUACCAAUCAUCAAGUAGGAGACCAUCCGAUGGGGACUUCCGAGCUGACAUCCAUGAUCUCGUGCUUACUAUCGUGAAGUUCCUUAGCGACAAUGCAGCUCCCUUCACUGUCAACAUUUACCCGUUCAUCAGCCUCUACGGUGAUCCAAACUUUCCAGUGGAUUAUGCUUUCUUUGAGGGAAAGUCUGUGCCUGUUAUUGACGGUACAACUAACUACACCAACAUGUUCGACGCAAACCAUGAUACUCUCAUUUGGGCCCUGAAGAAGAAUGGAUACGGAGAUCUCCCUAUAAUUGUUGGUGAGAUUGGCUGGCCAACUGAUGGUGAUAUGAAUGCAAACACUCAGUAUGCUCAACGAUUUAAUCAGGGAUUCAUGAACCACAUCUUGAUCAAUGAGGAUGAAAAGAGCAUCCGGCCAGGAAAUUUCGAGCGGCACAGAAUGUUCAGUAUCUCGACAAGAAAUGGUGCGUCCUCAAGCCUUCAGUCAGCCUCGACGAUUCAAGGAUGGCUCCAAGUGCAAGCUAUGCUUGUGCCAAUGCUGACUGCACGAGCCUUGGUGAUCUGGAUGUACGAGGCAACGUUAAAUAUGCAUUCAAUAGCUACUACCAGAAGAAUGACCAAGACAGAAAGAAACAAAUAUCAGCAAUACCAAAUUACCAAACAAGACGGUGACAAUGAGAAUUAA